AGAAAAAUGGCUGAAAUGUUUGUAGAAUGUGUUUUGCUGCAAAGUUGAGUUGAUAAAUCAAUGGUGAUAGUGAAGGGGUGCAGAAAAUAGAAGAAAUAAAAUUUAUUUUUAUGUCUAUCCUUUGACUGUUCUGAAACUGAAAUAAUCUCUGAACAAGUAGUAAUCUUGGUAAGCAGAGUGCUGAAGCAGCGACGAUGGGAAAGAAAAAACCAAUCCCCGUAGAGGACCUUAUAAUACCGCCCCAGGACACACGGAUAUGCGGAAUGAUAUGCAUCUGUCAGCUGACCUUCGUACUGAGUACGGUGGCGAUCGUUUAUCUGACGGUUGCAAUCUAUAUGCCCUCAUCGCGUGCGUUCAAAAGCGGUAUCGACGAGACGCCUGUCAUGUGUACCACUACUAAGGCACUGAAUAAAGAUGCCUGUGAAUGGGGCUCCUGCGGGGAAUGGUGUCUAAGUAAGACGUCCGGUGCCUGCAUUCAGAUCUACGUCCACCUACGCACCAACGGAAGUAGCCUGACGUUUCAAAAUUGCACCAAUUCGGCAAAUAAAACAUGUUACGGGAUUGAUCAAGAAAACGCUAAGAAAGCUCGUUGCAUAGCGGACGAAUGCAAAAAUCUCACGGGAACAUUCAACUGUUCCAUGGGCAUGUGCAUCAACAUUACCGAUGCAUUUGAGUGUGUGUUCAAAAAUACCGACGCACCGCUCAAAUGUUCCGGCAGGCGUGGUAAGAUAACCUGUAUCGACAUACACGGAUUAUUCUCAUGCAAUCGUGGAACAUGCCGAAAGAUAAAAACUCCAUACAAUUGUGACCGCCGUUGUGUGGACAUUCCGACUAGGAAUAAGAAUAUGAUAUUAUUGAGUGGAGAUAAAGUUUAUCUUUCGCAAUGUUCAGUUGCGGUUGAAACGCAUACAAAUCAAGAAAUAUGGAAUGAAGGCGACGGAAAGGUUAUAAUGGCAUCGUGUUAUACGAUACAAAACACUACGAACGGAAUUCAGACUACCGAUUGCGUCAACGGAUCGCUUCUAGAAAAGGACGAACUCACCGAUCUGACCAAUUUUACUUACUUAAGCUAUUUGCACUACGCCGUGUCGAAGCCACUGAAAACGAUUGCACCGCUAGAGCAGGACUUGACCAUAUCAAACGAAUCUGGGCUCAUGAUCAAUUUGGAAGGUUGCGUCAAUACUCUACAGGACGAAUGCAAAGACUUUCUGAAGGAAUACGGAAAGGAUGGAACUGAUCACAAUGCUCGCGCCAGAUUUCCCUGUUUCUAUUCCAAGGCGAACACGGACAAAGUUGUUGCUCGAUUCAGCUUAGAAACUACCUACAAACAGUUUGUCAUAGGAUUUUUUGUCCCGACUAUCUUGUUUGCCGUUUCCUGCCUGACCUUAACGUUCUGCCAAAAGACGAUAUUUAUCGGCGACGACGCAAAAAUGCGUUUCGUCGGUUGCGCUAAUAAACAGUUGCUGGCUGAUGGGUGUGCAGGCGGAAAAGCUAACGCCGAAACUGGCGAUGGUGGUGGAGGUGGCGACUCGGUUAUGGCUCUCUGAGAUCCAUCACGCAUUCCUCUACUGCAAGAAGACAGUCCAGUUCAUCAAUCGGGUGUAUUUUCACUGCACUGAUUUGCGUCUACAGAUCAAUUUUUCUUCUUUCGAAUGAACGAAUAAAUCGUGUUCUAUACAUUUCUUGUUAUUAUAUUGAUUGCGCAACUGAUUGUUCUUGAUUAUGUUGAGCGAAAAUAAGGAACGGAACCAGUUUUGAGCUCCAAAGACAAUAACACAUUUAAGUACCCCUAACUAUUUAAAUAACCACGCACGAACCGUACUACUCCUGCUCUAGGAAGAAACGAACGAAAGAGAACACAACCCCGCUAGAGAAUUCUUUAACCAAACUCCUCACGUACAUCCAUCGACCAAUAUGAUAAGUUAACGGUACCCUGAACUAUACUCCCAGUAAAAUAACUCUAGUUGUGUUAAAACUACGCAAAUACGCUCUAUUUUGAUAUCGAUAUUGUUAAUUCAAGUUAAUGUUGGCUUUUGUGAAGCAAACCGCUAUGAUCUGAAGUUGCUUAUAGCAUCAGUAAGCAUUAAAACGAACGAUGUUUUGUAUUUUGUCUUGUGAAUCGUAUAAACUUUGUUACUACUGAAAUAUGUUUGUAUUAAAUUAGACUCAGUUGAUGUUUGAUUAGUCGCAAACAAUGAAAUUUUACACCACGCAUUGAUAAACACGAGAACUCAGUCAGACACGAAACGUAAGAAAAAGAAAGAAGGAUCCUAAUUGAAACUUCACCGGAUCCACGGAUUGACGCUAGUGAAUCACUGCAAACCAACAGCAGAUAUUUGAAUGAACAGAGGAAUGCGUGCAUUAUCAAAUCUAAAACAGUUUAACAAUGCUUGGAAAAUCUUACAUAGCAAGUAGCGAAUAGUAAAAUUAUCAAUUUAUCAGUAGACAGAGCUUGGUAAAAAAAGAAAAA
Molecule: messenger RNA, 2470 nt
Organism: Malaya genurostris
Lineage: Eukaryota; Metazoa; Arthropoda; Insecta; Diptera; Culicidae
Gene: Teh3
Exons: 3
Coding region: 195-1547 (450 amino acids)
Biological process (GO): regulation of sodium ion transport
Molecular function (GO): sodium channel regulator activity
Source: RefSeq, a predicted model, not a curated record